UUUCUCCUGAUUCGUUCUUCUUCAUCUUCCUUUGGUCUUUCGAAGAUCUAGAAAAAAACCCUAGAAAAGGGAAGAUCACCAAGAUCGAGAGGAAGAUCAAAAGAGAGUUGAAAUUGAUGGGGAGAGGGAAGAUUGUGAUCCAGAAGAUCGAUGAUUCGACAAGUAGGCAAGUCACUUUUUCCAAAAGAAGAAAGGGUCUCAUCAAGAAAGCUAAAGAACUUGCUAUUCUCUGCGACGCCGAGGUCGGUCUCAUCAUUUUCUCCAAUACCGACAAGCUCUAUGACUUUGCCAGCUCCAGUGUGAAAUCUACUAUUGAACGCUUCAAUAAGACCAAGAUGGAGCAGCAACAACUACUGAAUCCGGCAUCAGAAGUUAAGUUUUGGCAGAGAGAAGCUGAAACUUUAAGGAAAGAACUACACUCAUUGCAAGAAAAUCAUCGACAGCUAACUGGACAGCAACUAAAUGGUUUGGGCGUUAAACAAUUGCAAAAUCUAGAGAGCCAACUUGAAAUGAGUUUACGUGGAAUUCGUAUGAAAAAGGAACAAAUCUUGACCAAUGAAAUCAAAGAACUAACUAGAAAGAGGAAUCUUGUGCAUCAUGAAAAUCUCGAAUUGUCGAGAAAGGUACAAAGGAUUCAUCAAGAAAACAUCGAACUAUACAAGAAGGCUUAUGCAACGUCAAACGCAAAUGGAUUAGGAAAUAAUGAGCUAGUAGAUGCAGUUGAUGAAUCCCAUGCAGAGGUUAGGCUGCAGCUAAGCCAGCCUGAGCAGUCUCAUUAUGAGACUUCAUCAAAGAGCAAAUAAGAUCAUAAAAGAUAUAACAACUUAAGCAAGUGCGAGUAUAAUCAUCAUGUCGGAGAACAAACCAAAGGUUUGAUUUUGUACGAAUAUAUAUGGUCUCAAGUGAAAGUAAUGGAAGAGCUUCUCGAUUUUUUUGUUGGCUUUCUUAUGUGGUUUAAAGUAUAUAAUUAAGACAUAGUUAAUUAGUAGGGUGAUCUUUUUUAAAAUCGAUUUGAGUUCAGUUAGGUGUUUCAGUUUUUCUUUUCUAUUCGGUAUGUAUAACUAAAGUAAAUUAAAGUUGAUCUUUGAUAUAGGUCGGGUUUGUACGAGUAUUUUUGUUUAUCAACAAUAAGCAUCAUACGGUGUUUGAAUUAGGAUGGUGACGCAUCAACAACAUUACCACAAACCAAUGGACUAU
Capsella rubella is the source of this 1197-nucleotide messenger RNA. RefSeq names its product agamous-like MADS-box protein AGL17. Gene Ontology annotation, biological process: positive regulation of transcription by RNA polymerase II. Gene Ontology annotation, molecular function: protein dimerization activity; RNA polymerase II cis-regulatory region sequence-specific DNA binding; DNA-binding transcription factor activity, RNA polymerase II-specific. The record is from RefSeq and is a predicted model, not a curated record. Gene Ontology annotation, cellular component: nucleus. The transcript has 8 exons. Lineage: Eukaryota; Viridiplantae; Streptophyta; Magnoliopsida; Brassicales; Brassicaceae. The coding region runs from base 117 to 803 and encodes 228 amino acids.